UGCCCAAAUCAGGGUCCUGUGUGGGUCAGUGGGAGCUGUGGGGUGGAGGUGGAGGUGGGGUGGGCGGGGUUGCAACAGGGGCUGAAGACCUGGCUCUGAGCCACUCCUGGGGCAUUGCAGAGCUGCCUGCACCACCACGGGUGCUGGUGGAACGAGUGGGUGUGGGCCCAAUCCGAGAGGGUGACACAUUCACCCUCCACUGCGUUGGGAGCAGCCCCAUGGGCCCUGCACCUGCCCUGUGGGUCCAUGGCUUGGAUUUCUACAACGCCCGUCACUUCUUGCGGGUUGAGAGGGCCACGGUCUCUGAUGGGGGCAACUACAGCUGUCUGCACUGGGUUCCGGGUGCCGGCCAUGGGUACCUGCUGGUGUCGUCCAUCACCUACGUGUCUGUGAAAGCCAACUUCACGAUCUGCGUGGUGGCCUCACCAGGCGUCCAGCCCCUCGUGGGGCAGCCCCUGGCUUUGAUGUGCCAGUUUGACGGCAGCAACUAUGCUGGCCUGGUCUUCUCCUGGUACAAGGAUGGCAAGCAGCUGGACAUAGUGCAGCAGGAGCUGGUGCUACCACAGGUGCAGCUGGAGGAUGCCGGGGAGUACCACUGCAAGGCGCACAGCGCCCUGGGGACAGCUGCCUCUGACUCCCUCAGCAUCACGGUCAUGUGUGGCUCAGACUGCCACCAGCUGAACCCCAAGCUCCUGGCAGGCACUGGGACUGGAGUCCUGCUGCUACUGGUCCUGACUCACCUUGCGGUGUACUGCCUGGCCCGGAGAGCCCCCUUGCAGGAGCAGUCACAGGCAGUGAAGCUGGGGGUCAGUGCCUGCCAUGGCUCAGAGCAGUGGGGCCCGCUGUACGAGGUCAUCCGGUACUCCAGUGACAGCCUCCACUGCCGUCCUGAUGAAGACAGCUGUUCUCAUUGCACUGAGGACUAUUGCAACUGAGCACACAAGAGCCUCUUCCCCGGGGUCCCCAUGCCAGGUGCCUCAGGCCUCCCAGCUCACACCCUGGGGGUCAUCAACUUCCAGGUACCCAGGAAAGCCCUGGGACCCCUGGCUCCCACCUAGCAUCCCUCCCUUCAGGCUUUUUUAGUUGCCCUGAGCUGGGCCCUGUGUCUGGCUGCCGAGGUGUUUUGUCCCCAAAAGGCUUUUCCCCUUGAGGUCUCCAAGGAUGUACUCCCCUGCCCCCCUCUGCCACACAGUACCUUUGGUGGGAAAAGCUGCCAUCAGUUUUGCCCCUUGGCUCCAGGGUCAGGAAAGCUGUCGUUUCAAGGGUCCUGGGGGGGUAAGGCCAGUGUUGGCUGGGGGCGCCAGGGCUGGCUCAGCUUCCAGAACUCGCAGCCUCAGUUGCUUCCCAGGCAGCCGUGUGACGGACGAUGCCGGCAAGGGAGGAGAAAGCCCAGGCAGGAGGGAGCCAGGGGAGCUGGGGGUGAGCCGCACCACCUGAGUCCUGACCACAUAGCUCAACACUGACUGCUUGGCAGUGACAGCCACGCUGCUCUCCAGGUGAAGCUGAAGGAAUCAUGUGACUGUGGCUCAUUGUUAACCACUGGGUUCCUGCUAAUCUCUCUACACUGUCUGUGUGAACAGCCCUGGAUUUUUUACCAGCCAGGCUGCCCUGUCUUCCACUGCUGUCCCGUCUGCCAUCUACUCCUGCUAAUGCUUCUCCGCUCCCCCCAGGGUGUCCAAUAAAAACUGUGCUG
Messenger RNA from Alligator mississippiensis (American alligator), 1693 nucleotides. Its product is annotated as titin. NCBI's taxonomy places the organism in Eukaryota, Metazoa, Chordata, Crocodylia, Alligatoridae. The record is from RefSeq and is a predicted model, not a curated record. The coding region runs from base 219 to 935 and encodes 238 amino acids. The transcript has 5 exons.